Messenger RNA from Galdieria sulphuraria, 551 nucleotides. RefSeq names its product histone H2B. The record is from RefSeq and is a predicted model, not a curated record. Bases 42 to 401 code for a protein of 119 amino acids. The transcript has a single exon. Gene Ontology annotation, cellular component: nucleosome. Gene Ontology annotation, molecular function: structural constituent of chromatin; protein heterodimerization activity; DNA binding. NCBI's taxonomy places the organism in Eukaryota, Rhodophyta, Bangiophyceae, Galdieriales, Galdieriaceae.
GAGGAAAGAGAGAAGUUUAUUGAUUUGAUCAUUUUGAUAAAAUGGCUCCGAAAGGUGCAAAGAGUGUUCCUGUUGCUGGAAAAAAACCCAUCACGAAAAGUGAUAAAAAGUCUAAGAAGAAGAGGUCCGAAUCCUAUGCCAUAUAUAUCUAUAAAGUUUUGAAGCAAGUGCAUCCUGAUACUGGUAUAUCUUCGAAGGCUAUGAGUAUCAUGAAUUCCUUUGUGAAUGAUAUAUUUGAACGCAUUGCCAGUGAAGCCAGUAAACUUGCAGCUUAUUCCAAGACGAAGACUUUAACUUCACGUGAAAUACAGACAGCCGUGCGUCUGUUGCUUCCAGGAGAACUUGCGAAGCAUGCCGUUUCGGAAGGUACGAAAGCAGUAACCAAGUAUACCUCUUCGUAAUAUCUUUUUGUUUUAUAACAUAUGGUGUUUGUGAACACCUUUUCUCGAAGAACUUGUUGGAACUUUUGUAUUUUGUGAAUUGUUUUUGAUAUCAGUCAACAAGGUCAUUCAAUAAAGGAGGAGUAGUAUAAGGACCUACGAGAAGUUCCC